UUAACGAGUCAAGUGUCAUCCCUCGACCAGUCAAUGCCAUCAUCACCUGGAUAUCGCUUCGGCACUUUUUUUUCUGAUCAUCUCACUCAGUCCGAUUCUCACUUCUCACUUGGCGCUCAUUCGUCUGGCCUUCGUCCUAGGGAGAUCAUGAUCAAGAACAUGAUUGAUCUGGACGGCGUUCCAUCGAAGCGAACGGUGCAUUACCACUCUUUGCGCUCAGACUCAGCAGCAUUCUUGUGCGCCCAGCUCGAGGACGAGUGA
Messenger RNA from Neurospora tetraspora, 261 nucleotides. RefSeq lists its product as uncharacterized. The transcript is spliced from 2 exons. NCBI's taxonomy places the organism in Eukaryota, Fungi, Ascomycota, Sordariomycetes, Sordariales, Sordariaceae. The record is from RefSeq and is a predicted model, not a curated record. The annotation marks the transcript as partial.